GAAAUUCUGUGCUUUCUGUUUCUGAUUUACAGUUGGGAGUUUGGGACUUGGGAGAAAGAAACAUUUGUGUAAUUAACUUUGUAGAUGUAUUCGGGAUUUGCAGAUGAAUGAAUGAUAACGGAAUAUAGUGGGACAGGAUUUUAAUUUGUAUUUCAUUUAUAUUUAUACACAUAUUUUUAAUAUUCACUACUUAUCACAAUGUCUGAUGAUAAUGGCUCUCAGUUGAACUUGCGAGGUUUUAGAAUAAACAAAAAAGCUUUCAGUCAUGAACCUAUAUCAACCUCAAGUAGUUCUAUGAACGGUAAUUCUACGGUAUCUUCUGCAAAUUCUUCAGCACCAAAAAGAAAGCGAAUAUUGAUACUUCCUACUGAUUCUGAUUCAGAAUCGGAUUCCAACGAUACUUCCCAAUCUGUAAGUAGUAGUGCAACCGUAGAAUCAAGUUCUCGUCAUCAAAACCUAAUCAUUGUGAAAAACGGUGUGAGAAGAACAAUGAAAACACCAUCAAUAUUAGAGAAAGAACGUCAGAUGAAAUAUUUGCUGGAGUUGUUUCCACAUUUAGAGGCAAUGGUGGUCCAUGAUAUGCUCUCAAAAUAUAAUUUUAAUACUGAUGAGGCGGCUGCUGAACUGUCAAGGUUACAUGGUAAAGAGGUUACAGAGGGUGGUUAUGCGAAUUGGAAGUUGGAAUACCAACAGAGGGUCAUCGAAUCGAAUGUCUCAAGUGUCCCAAGGGAAGAAAUCCGUAGAAAUUUCAAAAGACAAGCAGCGGGAAAACAUCAAUCUGACAGAAAACGAGUAAAAAAGAGACGAACAGAAGAUGAUGACACUGAUGAUAGCACAGGUGCUGCAGAUUAUAACGAUCAAAGAGUAUACAACAGUGACGAAGAUACAGAUACCGAGUUGAGUGACGAACUAAUGGGUGAUAAAAAAAAUGUAUUCGAUUUCUUACAAAAUGCAACAUUAACGGAACUUCAGCUGAUGAACAGCUGUUCUAAAAAAAAGGCUGAGGCAUUAAUGGAAUCUCGUCCUUUCAAUGGAUGGAUCGAUUUAGUAGAAAAAUUGGAGAAGAAUAAAAAUCUGAGCACCGACUUGCUGAACUCUGCACAGCAAGUUCUUUACGUCCGUAACAAUAUUAAGAAUUUGAUGAAGAAAUGCACGAAUAUAGCAACAUCGAUGGAGAGGGCGGUGGCUGCGGGCGCGGGCGUUAAAGAGCAGCCGCGGAAUUUAUCAUCAGCAUUAAAAUUGACGAGCUAUCAAAUGGUAGGUUUGAACUGGUUGGCAGUAUUACAUUCUCAGGGAGUGAAUGGCAUACUGGCAGACGAGAUGGGCUUGGGUAAAACCGUACAAGUUAUAUCGUUCUUAGCUUAUUUAAAAGAAACCGGUCAGGCCCAAGACACGCAUUUAGUGGUUGUGCCGGCUUCAACCCUGGAUAACUGGAGGAACGAAUUUGCCAGAUGGUGUCCAGAAUUGAGGGUUUUUAUGUAUUACGGUAGUAUAGAAGAAAGAAAAGUAUUCAGGAUAGAGUUCGCCCAAGGUGUACUCGAAGAAUUCGACGUGGUACUUACAACGUAUACAACAGUGGCGAAUACUCCGGAGGAACGAAAGAUGUUCAAAGUGAUCCCUAUGCAUUAUGUGAUAUUCGAUGAAGCUCAUAUGUUGAAGAACAUGAAUACUCAAAGAUACGAGAACCUGAUAAGAAUUAACGCGAAACACAGAAUUCUGCUCACCGGUACCCCGCUGCAAAAUAAUCUCUUGGAAUUAAUGUCGUUGUUGAUUUUUGUGAUGCCGAAAAUGUUUGCCGAGAAGACCACCGAUAUCAAGAGCCUCUUCCAGAAAGGCUCUAAAAGCAACCAAGGCGAUGGGGAUUUACCGACUUUCGAAAAAGAACAAAUCGAAAAGGCCAAAAGGAUAAUGAAGCCUUUCGUGCUGCGUCGAUUGAAACAGGACGUUCUGAAGGAUCUUCCUACCAAGACGGAUCAUGUGAUACCGGUGCCGAUGGCACCCACCCAAAAGGAACAGUAUGAAUCUCUGGUUGCUUCAUACCAAGCGGCCAAUAUUGAGCGAAAGGAAAACGACGAGGUACCCCUGAACAGUAUGACCAUGAUGACGGAUUUAAGGAAACUCAGUAAUCAUCCACUUUUGUUGAGGUAUCACUAUGAUUACACGCAAGUGGAAGAAAUAGCUAAACGGCUUGCGAAAGAUCCCGGUUAUAAAGAUACCAAAGAAGAAUAUAUUAUAGACGAUUUGCUGUGCAUGUCCGAUUUUGAUAUUUAUUCCCUUAUCAAGAAUUUUGCUUGCCUUGACGAUUACGAUCUUCCAGAAAAUCUUAUACUGUGUUCUGGAAAGUUUUUAUUCUUGGAUAAGUUACUAGCCGAUCUCAAGCAAGGAGGUCAUAGAGUACUAAUUUUCAGUCAGUAUGUUAUUAUGUUGAAUAUAAUGGAGGAAUACAUGAAAUUACGGAAACACGAAUAUUGUAGGUUAGAUGGUAGCACCCCAGUUAGUUUAAGGCAAGAAUUGAUAAAUGAAUUCAACGAUAAUAAGGACAUUUUUGUCUUCCUACUUUCCACGAAGGCUGGCGGUUUGGGAAUAAAUUUAACAGCCGCUGAUACAGUCGUUAUACAUGACAUCGAUUUCAACCCAUAUAAUGAUAAGCAAGCAGAGGACAGGUGUCACAGAAUGGGCCAAACUAGACCCGUAACAGUAUAUAGGUUAAUUUCUCAGGGAACUAUCGAAGAAGGCAUGCUGGAAAUGAAUAAGGAAAAACUUAAAUUGGAGAGACAAAUUACAGAUGAUGGUGACAAUCCUGACGUUAAAAGUGUAGUGAGAUUACUCUCAUCUGCUCUCGGAGUGGAGUCUUCGAAGUUGGCGCAUAAUUCAAUGAAAAAAACCGGGAUAUAACUUUUUUUAAAUUUACUUUUGUACAUUGAGAUCGUGAAACCGAUUGUAUUUUUAAUUGUUGGCAAUUUUCAAUAAACCAAGUUUUGAUAAAAA
This is a messenger RNA of Coccinella septempunctata (seven-spotted ladybird), 2988 nucleotides long. RefSeq names its product SWI/SNF-related matrix-associated actin-dependent regulator of chromatin subfamily A containing DEAD/H box 1 homolog (gene Etl1). The record is from RefSeq and is a predicted model, not a curated record. Gene Ontology annotation, cellular component: nucleus. NCBI's taxonomy places the organism in Eukaryota, Metazoa, Arthropoda, Insecta, Coleoptera, Coccinellidae. The transcript is spliced from 15 exons. Gene Ontology annotation, molecular function: chromatin binding; ATP binding; DNA binding. The coding region runs from base 199 to 2895 and encodes 898 amino acids.